CACAGGUCUCUUUCACACAACAGCUUGACGGGCUCCAUUCCCAACAGAAUCUCCAAUCUUUCUCCGCUCGUUUAUCUGUCUCUUGCGAAAAACAAUUUGACGGGCCCCAUUCCCAACAGUAUCUCCAAGCUUGAUCGUCUCACUUAUGUGAGUCUUGCAAGCAACGAUUUGACAGGCCCCAUUCCCAACAGCAUCUCCAUGCUUUCUCAGCUUACUUAUUUGAAUCUCUCAUCCAAUUCCCUCAGUGGCCCAGUGGUCUGCGACUUUGAUUCCCGUAAUCGCAUUGAAUAUCUAAAUUUCGCUGCCAAUAAUCUCAGUGGGUACAUUCCAGCUAGUAUUCAAGACCGAACUUCAUUGGAGUUCUUGUCUCUUUCGAACAACAUUCUGACGGGUCCCAUUCCUAAUGGCAUCUCCAUGCUUGCUCAACUCACUCAUCUCUCUCUUGCAAACAACAUUCUGACGGGUCCCAUUCCCAAUGGCAUCUCCAUGCUUUCUUGGCUCACUUAUCUGGACAUACAUGGCAAUCGCCUGGAUGGGUCUCUGCCAUCGUCUCUGAGCUCCUUGAUCAACCUGGUCACCCUGGAUCUCUCAUCCAACUCCCUCAGUGGCAGCAUGUUGAGCGACCUUGUCGUCCUUGAGCGCCUCACCUAUCUAAACCUCUCUGCUACUAAUCUCAGGGGGCAGAUUCCACCUGAAAUUGGAGGCCUCACCUCAUUACAGUACUUUGACAUCUCUGGCACCAGCCUCGUUUGCCCACCUGACCACUCUGCCUGUGCCACACCGCAAUCUCCCAACACAUCCUUUUGUGGCACGUGUGGAUCCUUCUGCAAGACUUGCAGCCAAUCUGCAGCAGGUGGAGUGUCAGUGGGCGCCAUCAUUGGCAUUGUUGUUGGCGCUGUGGUCCUUCUCCUCCUUCUGGGCGCCACUCUGCUUUACUUCAGACACAAGAUUAAGUUGAAACCACAAGGCCCAAGCAGCAGCCUGGCGGCGUUGCACUGCACGGAGUUCUCAAUAGAGGAGGUCCUCACCGCCACCAAUGACUGGUCCCCCACCAACCAGCUGGGCUCGGGUGCCUUUGGCGAUGUGUACAAGGGCGUGUCUCCCCGUGAUGGCGCCGUGUGGGCUGUGAAGCGCGCCAGGCUGAUCGACGUGGACUUCCAGAACGAGAUCCAGCAGAUGGCCGACAAGAACCAUCCCAACAUUGUGACGCUUCUUGGCUUUGCGAUUGGCGGGGACUUGAGGACGCGGCCAGAGCAAGUGCUCAUCUAUGAAUACGUGCCCAAUGGCGACCUCCACAAAUGGAUCGGUCCAAGUUCGUGUGCUGCUCCUCCAGUCCGUUUUCUGCUUCGCCACUCAUGCUGCGCCACUCAUGCUGCGCCACCCAUGCUUCGCCACUCAUCCUCUCCCAUUCAUGCUCUGCCACCCAUCCCCCGCCACCCUUCCCUUGCCACCCAUCCCCCGCCACCCUUCCCCUGCCACCCAUCCCCUGCCCCUCAUGCUCUGCCCCUCAUGCUCUGCCCCUCAUGCUCUGCCCCUCAUGCUCUGCCCCUCAUGCUCUGCCUCCCAUGCUCUGCCCCUCAUGCUCUGCCUCUCAUGCUCUGCUGCCCAUUCCUCGCAGAGGCAGAGCGCCCUCUGGCUCUGAAGGAGCGCCUGGACAUUCUCAUAGGCUUGGCACGGGGCUUCGAGUAUCUGCACAGCUUUGGCAUCGUGCUAUGCAUCGUGCAUCGCGACAUCAAGCCUGACAACGUCCUCAUCACCCAUAACAUGCAGGCGAAGAUUGCGGACUUUGGUCUGCUGAGGAUGGGGGAGGGCACAAACGUGGGCACGACACGCAUCAUGGGCACGCCGGGCUAUGUGGACCCGGUCUACUCCAUCACGUGCAAGGCCACCACUGCUAGUGAUGUCUACAGCUUUGGAGUGCUCAUGCUGGUGGUCCUCACGGGACGGCCGCCAAUCUCAGAAACUGCUGGAGAGAGUCGGAAGAUCACUCCGUGGGCAGCGGAGUGUGUGUCCGCCAAUGACGUGGGGAGCCUCGUGGACGCCACCAUGGACGCCCCUGCGGAUGCUGUCAUGCGUGUGGCGCACAUCGCCCUCGCCUGCACGGGGGAGCGCACUGCCGACCGCCCAAGCAUGCUGCAGAUUGCCAACGAGCUGCAGGCCAUUCGCGAGGAGGUGGCGGGGAAAGAGGUGCAGUGUGCUGCUGCCAAGGUGGAUGCGCAGGUGCAGGAGAUGAAGGAUGUUGUCGCCGGUGUCUCAAGCCUCGACACGGAAAUUAAAAAGAUUGGGGAGCUUAGCUAUUGA
Closterium sp. Yama58-4 is the source of this 2301-nucleotide messenger RNA. Lineage: Eukaryota; Viridiplantae; Streptophyta; Zygnematophyceae; Desmidiales; Closteriaceae. The record is from the annotation of a GenBank genome assembly.